AUGGUUGUCAAACAGUCUUCCGGAUCCAGCAAUGGCAACGGCCGAGCACAUGAGAACGGAGUCAAUGGCUCUGGUAAGACAGCUGGAGCAGUCCCGCCUCCUGAGACGGCAGAUUACGUUGGUUUUCGUCCCGUCUAUCCAGGCAGCAGAAUAGACCGCAAGGAGCUCGUCAAGUUGUCUCUGCAGACUCUGAGGGAGCUCGGUUAUGAAUCAUCAGCUCGAGCACUGGAGGCCGAAGCGGGCGUCGCAUCCGAGCAUCCUUCCAUCACAGCUUUCCGUAAUGCUGUCCUGCAGGGUGACUGGAAGAAUGCAGAGCGGUUCCUAUUGGAUGGACUCGCUUAUGCUGCUACCCGCAAGAUGGCGCCGAGAGGGAUGCCUGAGAUUGGCUCCAGUCCUCCGCUGACAGGCUUGGACUUGAAUGUUGUGUUACGAGACCCAAUCAAUCGGCCACUCGAUUCCAUCAAGUUCCUGAUCCAACAGCAACGGUACCUUGAGCUGCUAGAGACUGGCCAGACUAAGAAGGCUCUAUCGGUGUUGAGGGAGCGUCUCACUCCGCUCAAUCAUGGCUCUGAUCAACUGCAUCAGCUCUCUGGCUUAGUCAUGUGCAAUACACCCGAAGAGUUGAUGAUGAAAGCUGGGUGGGAUGGAUCUGGGCCAGAGUCGCGUAGGAAGCUGCUUCAGCAGAUCGAAUUGGCAGUCUCGCCGUCUGCAUUACUACCUAGCCGGAGACUGCCUCAAUUGCUCGAGCAAGCCCAGAUGCUGCAGAAGCAAUUGGACCCCUACUUCAACCUGCCCCUCGACUCGCAUCUGUCCCUCUACACAGAUCAUCAGUCCGAUACGUCCAUCUUUCCCACUCAAACCACCCACGUACUUCGUGGCCAUGAGGAUCAAGUUUGGGUCAUGGCUUUCUCGCACAAUGGUCGUUUCCUCGCUACAGGUGGCAAGGAUAAGAUGGUCAUUGUCUGGUCGGUCACCUCGGACCAAUGCGAGAAGGUGAAGGUUCUGGGGCCUCACUCUGCCGAGGUGACUUGCCUAGCCUGGUCGCCGGACGACCGAACUUUGCUCGCGUGCGCAGAUCGUGAGGUGUUUCAGUGGGAGUGGGAAAGUGAAGAGCAUGAGGUCUACAGGGAGCAUGACUACACGAUUUUCGCAGUGUGUUGGCUGCCGUCGGGCCUUGGCUUUGUCACUGGUGGUACCGACGCCAAAGUCAUCUUCUGGGAUCGGCACGGACGUAUCACUCACACAUGGGUGACGGCACCAUAUCGGCUGCUAGCUUUGGCCAUCACACCAGAUGGGCGUAAUCUCGUCGCGCUGAGCUGGAGGCCGUCCCAGUCCGCAAAGCUAGAAGACAUGUCAAGUAGUGACUCCCGCCGAGAUUCGUCUUCGGGCACAAGCUCCUCUGCCAACUCGUCGAGUCCCUCACCGUCGCCCAUCGGACGACGAGGGGUAUCAGAGGGAUCUCCUACGGAAGGCAGAAGCAAGAUGCAUUUCUGGAAUUUGCAGCGCAAGGAAGAGGUCGGCUCGACUCUGAUGGUAGAGGAGAUGAUCAGCGUCACAGUCAGUCAGGAUUCACGGUAUGCACUUGUCAACCAUCGUCCCAACGAGGCGCAGCUGUGGGAUAUCGAGGAACAAUAUCUUGUGGCUUCAUACCACGGUCAUAGGAUACAGAAAGACCUGGUCAGGGCUUGCUUUGGAGGCUCCACACAGAGUUUCAUUGCCAGUGGAAGUGAAGAUGGUUCCAUCUACAUCUAUCACCGCACAUCAGGAAAGCUCCUCGAGAGGCUCUCUGGCCACGGAGAGGGUACAGUGAACGCAGUGGCCUGGCAUCCCAAGCUUCCCUCCUUACUAGCCUCGUGCAGUGACGACGGUACAGUACGGAUCUGGCAACCAGAGCAGGCACUCACGGACAAGAACAAUCGACGCUCCAGCAGGCUCAACGUGCGCGAUAGCUGGGGUAGAAGCAAUGCGGAUCUGAUCGGCAACCUGAACAUGGCGGCCAAGCCAUCGGCGAGCGAGGGAAAAGAGGCGGCUUCGGCUGCUGGCUUGCUGCCAUUCCCUUGGUCGAUGAGCCCCGCGAGGCCGUCUUCGCCGGAUACCGACGGCGAAGGUCCAAGCGGCAGUGGGAGUCGGCUGCCGAUGAGCUUCUGA
This is a messenger RNA of Microstroma glucosiphilum, 2148 nucleotides long. Its product is annotated as WD40 repeat-like protein. Gene Ontology annotation, molecular function: protein binding. Gene Ontology annotation, cellular component: GID complex. Bases 1 to 2148 code for a protein of 715 amino acids. NCBI's taxonomy places the organism in Eukaryota, Fungi, Basidiomycota, Exobasidiomycetes, Microstromatales, Microstromataceae. Gene Ontology annotation, biological process: proteasome-mediated ubiquitin-dependent protein catabolic process. The transcript has 6 exons. The record is from RefSeq and is a predicted model, not a curated record.